Lachancea sp. 'fantastica' is the source of this 1050-nucleotide messenger RNA. The record is from the annotation of a GenBank genome assembly. NCBI's taxonomy places the organism in Eukaryota, Fungi, Ascomycota, Saccharomycetes, Saccharomycetales, Saccharomycetaceae.
AUGAAACAUGAAAAUAACGACGACGAGGGUCGUGGACAGCCGAACGCUACGAAAAUCGACAAACGGUCUGCCUACUAUAUAUGGCGGUCCGGCUUGGCAGGCGGAGUGGCCGGGUCGUGUGCGAAAACUUUGAUCGCGCCGCUAGAUAGGAUUAAAAUCCUUUUCCAAACUUCGAAUCCACAUUAUUUGAAAUAUUCGGGGUCAAUGCUGGGACUGUUGCAAGCGGGCCUUCACAUUAAGACAUAUGACGGACUUCGAGGCUUUUACCAGGGUCAUUCUGCCACGUUGAUUCGAAUCUUUCCCUACGCAGCCAUCAAAUUUAUCGCAUACGAACAGAUUCGACAUCUCAUGAUACCGUCUAACGAGUACGAGACUCCUACGCGUCGAUUGGUCAGUGGGUCAUUGGCUGGCCUUUGCAGCGUUUUCAUGACAUACCCGCUGGAUCUUAUAAGAGUCAGACUAGCAUAUCUCACAGAUCACAAACGCAUCAAAAUGCUGCCAGUAAUAAAACGCAUUUAUUCCGAGCCGGCAUCGGAAACACUCACAUCAAAGCAUAUAGUACCGAAAUGGUUCGCUCAUUGGUGUAACUUUUAUCGUGGGUUUACACCAACGGUCUUAGGUAUGAUCCCAUACGCGGGUGUAUCCUUUUUCGCUCAUGACUUAUGUGGCGAUAUUUUGAGAAGCCCACUAGUAGCACCCUACUCGGUGCUUCAAAUAUCCGACGAAGAAUUACAAUUGCGAUCGAAAUACGCAAAUAAUAGACCCCUAAUGACAUGGGCCGAACUAGUGGCUGGUGGUCUAGCAGGUAUGGCUGCUCAGACUGCUUCUUACCCUUUUGAGAUUAUCAGACGUCGGCUUCAAGUAAGUGCUGUGUCCCCCACGGCUGUCCACAAUUUUCAAACAAUUCCCGAAAUGUUUCGGGUAAUCUACAUGGAACGCGGCUGGAGAGGCUUCUUUGUGGGGUUGAGCAUAGGCUACAUCAAAGUUACACCGAUGGUGGCCUGCAGUUUUUUCGUUUACGAAAGAAUGAAGUGGUACUUGGGCAUCUAA